Messenger RNA from Rotaria sordida, 231 nucleotides. Lineage: Eukaryota; Metazoa; Rotifera; Eurotatoria; Philodinida; Philodinidae. The record is from the annotation of a GenBank genome assembly.
AUGCCAUCUAUUAGAAUGAUGCUUGCACAUGAAUUUGGCAAUGAACAUCGUAGUGGUUCAAACAACAGAUGCAUUCAUUGUGCUCAUCUACAAUGCAAAGAAGGUGAAGUUGAAGAAGACGAUAUUGAAGUAGUAGUUGACGAAAAAGACAUGAUAAAAGAAGAAAUUGAAGUCGAAGAAAUUAAACAAGAAGAAAUUAGAGAAAAAAAUGAUUUUUCAAUAUCCUCUUAA